AUGCUGCCGAAUAACGAGGUCCGCGUGCCCCUGCCGCGAGCGGCUGCGCAGUCGUCUGCGCCGCGCGACAUCACUGCUCAAUUUACGCAAGCCGCCUCAAAACUCCAAGUCGGUCAGCUUGUCAAAGAUGAGUCAUUUACGCUUUUCGAGGCCGUAGGCGCAUUGGAGAUUAUGGACUCCAAGAUGGACAGUGGGUAUAUUGCACCCGGUGAAGAUCAUGCGGAGGCCCUUGAGAUCAAGUACGACUCACGACAAGAUCUAACGGCCGAAGAGGUGGUUGGCCUUAUGGAUCAGCUUCUCUGCCAUGAGAUGGCUUGGCACAUGGGUCAUCCAUUGUCACAAACACUGUUUACAUCGAUUUAUAUCGACAAGCUGUUAUGGCCGACACCGAAAACGAUAGAGGAAGCCCAUUUCGAUCGCGCCCCCAGCGAGAACCGCCUAGUCGAGCUUGUGCUUCGUGCAUAUUGUCUAGCAUUAUUGAAAGCUUGCGACUACGUUCAUGCUCGAGUCGCAUCCGAGUAUUACUAUGAAGAAGAAGACUUUGUCACGCAGCUAUACAACCGCAAUCUGUUGUCCGGGAUCGACUCGUCACAUUUCUAUCGCCUGCUGGACCAAGCGAUUGACUGGGUGGAGAAUCAGGACACGAUUAGAUCAGACUUCAAAGAUGCGAUUCGUAGCCGACUUUGCCUGCGACGGGAGUUCCUCGCCUCGGUUGACCAAGAUCUUGAGAUUCUGGAGACUCAGUCCACAGAAAGUUUUAAAUUGUGUCUGAACCACUUGGCAUCAGUAGCCGACACGGUCACACUUGGGAAACCGGUGCCAGAAGCCUUCAGCCUCAAACUUCAACGGAAGCUCGCCAGUACGGUGCCCCCUCGGCCGAUCGUUCACAUCAAGCAAGAGGCUGCUCUUGAACAAAUGAGACGUCUCUGCCAAGACGCAAUUGACAUGCAACAGAUGCUAGACUACCGGGGCCCUAGCAACUUCAAGACUGCUGUCUGGACGCUGGUCUCACGAAAACCACAGCCAUCUGUCUAUAUUAGAUCACUCCUGCAGGCUUUGAUCAUAAGCGACUCGUCGAUCCUUGGGACUGUCCCUGUGCGAAAAUAUCUGUACGAUGAUCUUGCGGAGCUAGUCUUGCCUGCGAGUAUGCUGCUUCGAGCGAACCUUGAUGAUGUUGAGCUCCCCUCGGAUCCACGGUUCCGGAUUGCUCAAGUCAUGGAUAGCUUCGUGAAGCGCUUCGCCCAGCCUUUUGUCGAUACAAUACGCUCUGCCUGCCUUAACCGCUGUCGUGUUCGCCGUACCGUCUGUCACACGGUAGUCGACUGGGACAAUCUUCAAAUGGAGGCCGAAGAGAUCGAUAUGCAACUUCAGGGUUUUAGUGCGGAACCAGCACUCCAAGUCCAUGGAGGCGAUACUACGUUCUCAUACCCGCUCAGCAGCUGGACGUAUCACCAGAAGCUACUCCAGCUCCGGCUUAUCUUGCAGAUGGGGUUCGAGCUUUCUAUCUAUGCCCCGGAAGAACUUCCCGGCAUAUACUGGUACCUUUCGCACCUCUGCUCCACGCACUUGGGCCAUCUCGACCGCAUUCGCACAUUCACUGUGGCGGCUCGGAAGCGUGACCUCGUGAGUGGCGGUAAUGAUGCCGCAAAGUCGGCGGCGUAUCAUCGAUCAUUAUUACACCUCGAACGACUCACGACUCACAUCAUCGCGAUAGACGCGUUCGCCAUCGCACUUCACGCGCUCUAUGUCCUACUAGCACGUCACGAGGUGCUUCCUUGUGCGGCUAGUCCCCGGGCAUACUCUAGCGACAAGCUCCGCUACGAGCUUCGCAUGAAACCUUUCCUUCCUAUAUCGCUGCCGGAGCCAGUUCCGUUCGAGGAAUUCCGGCGCGAGGCGACUUUGGAAGGCGACUCGGACACUACUGUCUUGGACCGAGCUUCCAAGGCUAUUACGGAAGCUCGCAAGGCGUGGGAGGCCACUCUCGCCAAUGGUGCGUUUAUUGAAGAUGUUGCUUUCUCUUCGACCACGAAAUCGGCUCCUCUUGCUAUCGAGGAAGACUGGCGUCGUGAGAUCAAGGACACGAUGCGAGCUUGCAUCGGAACUAGCAUUGCUAUUGAAACAGUUAGAAAGGCCAUCAUGGGCGCCGCGUCCCCCUCGUCGAGGCAAGAAAAGCUUAGCCUAGAUGUGGUGAUUCCUGAGAUCGGCUCCAAGGCGCGCUGGCACGACUGGUGGGUUGUGCCGCAAAUUUCACCAGGGAAAAUGUCGUUGGCGACUGGAUGA
Penicillium diatomitis is the source of this 2280-nucleotide messenger RNA. Its product is annotated as N-alpha-acetyltransferase 35, NatC auxiliary subunit. The transcript is spliced from 8 exons. The record is from RefSeq and is a predicted model, not a curated record. Gene Ontology annotation, biological process: N-terminal peptidyl-methionine acetylation. NCBI's taxonomy places the organism in Eukaryota, Fungi, Ascomycota, Eurotiomycetes, Eurotiales, Aspergillaceae. Gene Ontology annotation, cellular component: NatC complex. The coding region runs from base 1 to 2280 and encodes 759 amino acids.